Molecule: messenger RNA, 2849 nt
Organism: Coregonus clupeaformis (lake whitefish)
Lineage: Eukaryota; Metazoa; Chordata; Actinopteri; Salmoniformes; Salmonidae
Exons: 4
Coding region: 387-2219 (610 amino acids)
Source: RefSeq, a predicted model, not a curated record
GUUCGAGUCGGAUGCAGCCGGCUCAACCACUCGUUUCUUCGUGCUAAAUCUGACGCGUAAUAAUGACGUAGUCGCCUAAAUAACGUUUUCCACUUUUGUCAACAUUCAUAUGAAAAUCUUUAGCUUGCUAUCAACCCUCGACCACUGGUUCUCGACCUUUGGUUCUACCAGUAAGUUUAGCUUAUAGUUACUUGUUAAAAAUGUUUGUUUUCCUCUAGCGAUUUAGCUUGCACACUAAAUGAGACAUUUUCAAGUGAGCUGGAAACGUGCAGUAUUGUAAAGAAGUCAGUAGUGAAUUAUCUGUCUCUCAACAGAUAGAAGUAGCCUAAGUCCGGAUUGGACAAGGGCUCUUGUGGAGUGGAGCAGCCUGGAGUGAGUGACCAACCAUGGGCCGUCUGGACGAUGCUGCCAAGCGCAAGGUGGUGGAGCUGCGGCAGGCGGGCCUGAGCUUCCGCAAGAUCAAGGCGGUGCUGGAGCUGGAGAACAUCCGGGUGUCUGCCCAGGCCAUCUACCUGUACCUCAAGGAGUUCCAGAGGAAGAAGGUCCAGAGGGGUGGUGGAAGUGCUGCAGCCCCAGACCCGCAGACCACACCUGGGGUUGGGGCUGGGGCAGGGAGAGGAGAGGGUGGAAGGCGGGAGGGCUGGAACGACCAGCAGAUAAGGAAUCUACUGCGGGAGGCAUCACGCCACGCAGGCUAUGUUGCGGCGUCUGAGUUCGCCAAGCAGGGUCCUGGCUCCACUCCUCCUGAGGUCAGGGGUCAGGGGCCGUCUGGGACAGGAGGCGAAGGCGCCAGUAGAGGACAGAGCAACAGGACAGAGAAACAGGAGGAAGGGGACAAGAAGGAUGAUGAGGAUAAGGACAUCCAGAUUGUCAGUGUCACAUCGUUGGCUCAGAACUCUAAACAGAGGGGUCUUCCACCCGCGACGGCAGCGGCUGUGACUGUGACGGGGGCCUACAUGCGUAAGAGAGCCACGCCCUCGCCAGCUACUAACCCCAUACUGGCAGCACGCAAAAGGCUUCUGGAUAAGGCUUUGUCUCAUAGAGCAAAGAUAAGAGAUUAUUCUUAUCAGUCCUACCAGCAGGUAGCAGCUUUGUUGAGAAGAGAACAGUCUAAUGCUCCUGGUUCUGAUGUCCAGAGACCUGUGCCAGCAGAUCAACCACAGUCCUAUGACCCAGUCGCUCAGAGGCUUACUCAAGCGAGGAAUUUGGAUGGCCAGCCAGGAGCCAGUGAUCCCAGACAGAUGUUCCAGCAGAGGGUCGGUGGCCUUUCCGUCCGCUCCCCGCACCCUGCUCCUCCCCGUGUGGGCAUCCGGCUCCCCAACCCCCCACCACCACCCACCUCCCAGGGUAGUAGCCCUGUCAUCCGCCUCCAAAGCCCUGGGAGCCAGGGCAUGAACCAGGGCCUUCUCAGGAGAGACAGGAACCCCAGCCCUCAGCAGGCAGCUCACCAGGAGGCUGGAGGGAGAUGCGGGGGAGGGGGAGGUGGGGGUCUCCAGGAGCAGGUCCAAACCCUGGGCUCUGAGAUCCACAGUCUGGGCCUGGCGGUGCGCAUGCUGGUGGAGCAGCAGUACCGUCUGGAGAGGGAGCAGGUCCAGCAGACCCAUGUCCAGAGGCAGAUUCUCAGCGCCCUGCAGACCCUGGCCUCCAGACUCGAGGCACCCUGUACCAGCCUCCAGCAGCAACGACAGCAUCCCAAAACUCCCCCACCCCCGGUCUUACCUGCCUCAGGCUCUGCCUCCGCCUCCUACAGCCAGGACACGUUCCCCUUCAGCCAAGGAGGGUAUGCCCAGUGCAGCCAGGCCCAGCCCAGCUACAACGGGAUGGACAGCUCCAGUCUGGAGACCAUAGAGGCCUUCAAACUGGCCGGACUCAGCCCCAACGGCAUCAACGGCUUCCAGACGUGCAGCAGCAGUACCACCGAUAGCCUCCCGCUCACUCACACCCCGACACACACACAGCCUUACACGUCAUCCUACACACAGCAGCCACACACUCAAACACACAUGCCCUCAUGCACACAGUCUUACGCCACCACAUACACGCAGUCGCACACGCAGUCCUAUAGAGGAACAGACAUUACAGACUAUCCCAGCACCAGCACAGAGGGGGCUGUCCAGGACUGCAUGGCCCCCACCCAGGUCUCUGUUGACCUGGACUCAGACAUCACAGUCUCCCCACAGGAAACUCAACUCAACAUCAUUAAAGUGGAGGCACUCUAAGGCUUUAGUUCGCUCAUAUCCAGAGCUUAUAGGGACAGUUUCCUGGACACAGAUUAAGCCUAGUCCUAGACUUAAAAGCAUAUUCAAUGUAUAAUGGAAAUUCUGGAAAAUGUGCUUUUUAGUCCAGAACUAUGCUUUAAUCGGUGUCUGGGAAACCAACCCCGUAGGGUUCAGUUCCAUAGUUUAAAUCCAAAGUUGCUUCUGCUCGGUUCACAUUUGUACAUUUGAUUAUCCACUACCUCUCCAUUAGCCAAAUGUUUCCGUACAUGUUAUGUCUUGGGUUUUUUAAAGGGGUAUUUUUAUGCUUUUGUAGCAUGGGUCAUAAUUUUAGAACUGUGAUAUCCCAAUCCCCAUAGAAAAUAAUACCACUUCAUUGUCCAUUCUGAAAGGGACAUUAGUCGUCGAGCCUAUCUACCAUUUUUACAUGAAACACUUUCUAUUAUCAAAUCCCAAAGAGCAACACAGAAGCAAUUAUUUUCAUUUUAACAAUAAUGCAUUUUGAUUAUGUUACCAUCAGUCUUUACAGUGCAUAAAACUCUUCACCAAUGCAACAUCUCUGCUGCCUUCUGCUAGAUCAGCCUUAAAGUGCAGAAUGUCCUGUCUGUGUACAGAACUAAAGCUACUUGAAUA